CUUGAACACUCGCUGCAAAUACAAUUUCGGCUAUUAUACUGUCUAUAUCCAAUUAUAUAGCUUCUUGGUUCACGUUACUUGAGAUGUAGUUAUGGUGUAAUAACCCCUCGUUAAAUGAGUACUUUGGGACGGGAUAAUAAUGGCAUUCUGCAGGAGGUGCUCCGGCAAGCGUCGCGUGGGUCACCAGACUCAGCUGAGCCGGCGUGGUCGCAGGAGCAGUGGUGCGAGGCCUUCUCCUUCUUGUUCCUUGCCUCCCCAGGCUCACGCCACACCCUGCUGGAGCACCAAGAUGACAUGCUCUUCUUCGUGACGGCAGCCUCAGCACUGGGCCCAGACUCGCCUACAGUAUGGCUGCGACGCAACACCGCUGCCGAACUGCCGGGGGAGCUGCGCCCCGGCGGCUCCGGCUUCUCCUCCGUCGACUGGUGCCGCAGCGUGCAGCUGAAUCUGGUACUGCAAGCCAAGUACCUGCUGACAGUCGUACAAUGCAGGCAGGAAGCGCUUGCGGCGGUGGCACAGACGCAUGCGACAUCUGGUCAAGGCAUCGCGCCUCAGCACCAGCAGCAGCAAGCCCUUGUGUCGCAGCGGCGAGUCUACGCUAGCCCCAUGGCCGCGGCUGUGAACCUGGAUGACGUCAAGAAGGGGAAGCCGCCGCAGCCCUGCUACCCCGAGGUGUGCUUUGCGGUGGACAACUUUGAAGACGCGUUCCAAGACAUGAUCCUCAGCCGUCCCGGCGACUGCUACUGCGUCAUGCUUCACGUCCACGCCAACAGCAACAACAUAAACACGGGCAACUCAACCCGCGACGCUACCAAGCAACCCAUCACCGACCUCCCGGACGCCCUCCCGUCCAGUGGCCAUGCAGCCACCAGCCCCAGCUCGACUCCAGCUCAAUCCUCGUCAUCCAAUCCCACCGAGCGCCGGGCCGUGCUCUUUUCGGCCUACGUUACACGAGAGCAAGUAGCUGCCUACCUAGCAACACGUGCCACGCAGGCCCCCCGGCCUAACGUGCUGCGAUGGCUGUUGAGCGGCCUUAAACAGGAGGACGCAGCCCAAGCAAGGCGGGAACGAGUGGUGUUGAGCGGGCCCGGCGGCAUUGGCCGCGCCGAGGCGGCGGCAGCCGCGGUAAAAGCUGAUAGUGUUGCUGCUGCUGCUCCUGCUGGUGCCGCUGGU
Molecule: messenger RNA, 1173 nt
Organism: Astrephomene gubernaculifera
Lineage: Eukaryota; Viridiplantae; Chlorophyta; Chlorophyceae; Chlamydomonadales; Astrephomenaceae
Source: the annotation of a GenBank genome assembly